Molecule: messenger RNA, 1050 nt
Organism: Danaus chrysippus (African queen)
Lineage: Eukaryota; Metazoa; Arthropoda; Insecta; Lepidoptera; Nymphalidae
Source: the annotation of a GenBank genome assembly
AUGUUACACAUUGAACUAUUUAACUGUAGCGAAAUCAAAAAGUUAAUAUCGGUAUAUUGUCCACCAUCAGUGAAUACACGACCUCAAGAUUGGGAAGAAAUAUUUUCCAUAGCUUCUAGAAAUACUCUUAUUAUUGGUGAUUUUAACGCGCACCACACCAACUGGUCUCGGAAAAUAGAUUCAAGGGGAACUCAAAUACUUGAUGCGUUAGUUAAUGCUCAGUUCGUUACGGUUAAUGACUGCACACCGACUCGUAUUAAAAUGGUUCAGGGUGUAUUCCACCAAUAUUCCCCUGAUAUAGUUUUUGCAUCAUCAGAUAUAGCACUUAAAGUAAAUUUUCAAGUUUUAAAUGAAAUGUUGGGGAGUGAUCAUUGUGUCAUAAAAAUUUCUACUAAGAUUAAACCUGCCAUGAAUUCUAUAGUUAAACGUAAUUAUAAGAAAGCUGAUUGGGAUUCAUAUAAAAAGCUAUUAGAUCGAAUGUAUGCUAAUCUCUGUUUUCCUGAUGAUCUCCAGCAGGCUUAUAACUUAUUUAUAGAUUAUAUGAAUAUUGCAGCAGAUUUGCAUAUUCCCUGUAGCAAAAUUAGUCGAAACCCAUCCACUAAAUUUACUCCAAGAGCCUAUUGGAAUGAAAAUUUGUCUAAGGUGGUGGCCGAACGCCGUCUGGCUUUAUCGACAUUUCGCCGGAAUCCAACUCCUGUUAAUUUUGACAAUUUAAAAGAAAAAAUACGAAUAGCACAAUCACGUUUCCGUAAGUCUAAGGACUUUAGCUGGUAUGACUUUUGUUCAUCUUUUGUCCAAACGACAUCGAUGUACGAUGUGUAUCGAAAAAUGCGUUGGGUGAAGGGUAUUAAGUCUCCAUCCACUUACAUUGAUAGGGAUACAGCCUAUAAGUUGCUGCAAUGUUUAGCCCCUGACUUCGUGAUGCCAAACAAACCAGUUUUCAAAUCCCAAAACUUGAAUUUAGAUUCUCAAAUAACAUUUUCUGAAUUAAAAAAUAGUAUUAGAGCAAAAGACUCUAGUCCAGGUUGUGACAACAUAUCUUAUAGUUAG